AUGAGGCGGCAAACCGAAAAAAUCAUCUGGCUGGGCUGCGUGCUCCUUCUUGGAAUGUCAGUUGAGGCCAGGAAGCAGGAUAAGGCCAUCUUUUCUGCCAAUAAAAGAAUAAUGGACCAGACACUACGCGUUAUGAAUGAAACAGAGGACCCUUGCGGCAAUUUCGAAGACUAUGCCAAGGGCAAAUAUGGAAAAAGUUAUAGUUUGUACAGUUAUUUCAGUUUCCGCUUGGCGGUGCUGGAGAAGAUGGAUCCCAAGUUUCUGGCACUGUUUGAACAACUCAAGUGUAGAAACUUCGAAAAGGGAAGUCUGGGGGAGAAGGCUCUUAGGUUUUACAAUGCCUGCGAAAUGGCUAUGGAGAAGGAGCCAGAUUUAAACUAUGCCAGCCUAGUGCAGCCGGAUGUAGAUCUCACCUGGCCACAUGGAAAUCAGUGGCCUAGAGAGAAAUUCAAUUGGCUGGUGACCCUUGGCCGACUUCGUCGAUAUGGCGUGGACCUGUUGUUUCGAAUGAACCUAGAGUUGGAUCACCAAGAGGCCAGCAAGUAUAUGAUAUCCCUAGGCUCACAUGAUUUUGUUAUAUAUGAAUAUUACACCGUUUGGGGUGAUGUGGACUGGCUAGUGAGUCGGGGAUUCAACAGAAGUCGAGCUGAGUUCUUGUUAAGAGAUAUGAACCAGUUACGAAUGGAUAUUAUAAAUAUACUCGGUAAGGGAAGAUUCGUUAGAUCCCGAAUGACCAUUCAACAGCUUGACAGUGAGGGAUUUCCCAUAAGAAAAUACCUAGAGAUCGUCUUCGGUCGCUCUUUCGCUCCAAAUUUCGUAGUGCUUGUGGACUAUUUGGAAUACCUGGUGAAACUCAACCAAAUAAUGAAUUCCUACGGCCAAGAAACUGUGGCUACUUAUCUAAUGCAGAUUUUUGACAAUUUCAUGAGAUCGUCUCAUCGCAUAGAAACAUAUAGGGAAUAUGAUUUCGUAUGUGCCCGGCUUGUGAAAAACUCAAUGAAGUCUGUCAGCUAUCUACUCUAUGAGGAACACUUCUUGGGCCAGCAGAAAGUAAAGGAAUACGAUGAGCAAAAGAUCCUGAGCUCCGUUACUGUGAGUGUAGGCAAUGUACCCAAAAGCAUAGGCUAUCGUCGCUAUUUAACGGACUCUUAUGCCAACAUUAAUCUGAAAGAUGAUGACGAUUUUGCCACCAUUCACUUGAGGGUCUUGGAAAUGGAGACCCAUCUUAAGCUGCAGAAAUUAGAGAAUCUUGAACUCACCGAACCCUACCCGGGAUACGAAGAUGAUGCCAUUCUGGUGGGCAAUGGAACAUCUAUCGUACUGCCAUUUCCUCUCAUGGAGGAGCCUUUUUUUACUACCCGUGGUCAUGACGUCUUUAAGGUGAGCGUACAUGGCUUUCUAAUUGCCAAGCAAGUGUUGUCGGCUCUAUUUCCCUAUCCAAAACUACCUUCAUCAUCUGGCUGCCAGAAAUACAAUGAACUGGUAGGUAUAUUUGAUGACCUGGCAAAGUAUGAAGACCAUUCCGGCUGCAUUAGUCCACGAGAAUGCGAGAUGACCAACUGGAGGGACAUCAUUAUAGUGCUGCUGAAUCUUGUACAGGAUGCGUACUUCUCCGAGGGUUCAGGAUUCGACCAGACGCAGCCUAGUUUCAUUGAUAAGCCGUUAAAACAACUUUUCUAUCUGCAUUUCGCACAGAAUCAACUUAGUAGCAUGUUUUAUUAUACCUAUAAUCCAAUGUUUAGACCCUUUAAUCCAUUGCGAUACUUGCCCACUUUUGUCGAGGCAUUCAAUUGCUCGACCGCUUUGUAAAUU
This is a messenger RNA of Drosophila subpulchrella, 1812 nucleotides long. RefSeq lists its product as uncharacterized. The transcript is spliced from 3 exons. The record is from RefSeq and is a predicted model, not a curated record. Gene Ontology annotation, biological process: proteolysis. NCBI's taxonomy places the organism in Eukaryota, Metazoa, Arthropoda, Insecta, Diptera, Drosophilidae. Bases 1 to 1809 code for a protein of 602 amino acids. Gene Ontology annotation, molecular function: metalloendopeptidase activity.